CCUUUUUAACAUACAGUAGUUCAACUUCUGGACAUUACUUUGUCGCUCUCCAGCAUAACCUAGAUUCCACCAAUUAGGGAAAGUUUAAGGUAUUAGAGAUUUUGCAGCAAAGAAAUCCAGCGAUGAGUCGUGGAAAUUACAAAAACCCGUGUUUGACUAUGCAUCAGCCAUGGGCUUCGCUUCUGGUCCAUGGUAUUAAGCGCAUCGAAGGCAGGUCCUGGCCUGCGCCGAUUCGAGGUCGUCUAUGGAUUCAUGCUGCUAGUAAAGUUCCUGAUGAAGCUACAAUAAAAGCAAUGGAAGCGUUUUAUCAAGAAAUUUACACUCUUGACGGGAUCACCGAUAUUCAGUUUCCCCAGCAUUACCCAGUUUCUAGACUAAUAGGAUGUGUGGAUGUUGUUGGCUGUGUCAGCUGCGAUGAACUUAAGAACUGGGAGUCUUUAUCUCAAGGGGUGAGGCUUGAAGGACAAACCGAUUUUUGUUGGCUAUGUGAGCAGCCACAGAAACUGAUUAUUCCGUUUGAGAUGCGCGGGUACCAGGGAGUUUAUAACUUAGAAAAUAAGAUUCAUGCCGCAGCAGCGAGAGGUCUUACGCCUUCUCAAACUCCUUUUCCGGUGAAAUUUCCUCUUCCAGACCCAACAUGCACCUUUUCUUUAAAACCGGGUUCUGUUUCCUCUACAACACAAGAGAAGAAAAGACUUAAGACAGAACAACUUACCAGUCUCACAGCUGCAAUUGCGGGCGCACGAGCAGCGGCUACACAAUUUUCGAAGAAGGGAAAAAGCCCCCGAACCAGUGAUACCAGUGCCUACAUAACUAGAAGCAAGAGCAAAGCUACUGAAGACGACGCAGAGCCCCUAUAUAACCCAGUUUGUGGUUCUGACCGUACCACAAAUAUGGAAGAAGGAUGCAGCGGAACCAGCAACAAUGUGGAAGAUCACACAAAAUCGACAGUGAACUACAGUAUGGAAUCUAGUAAAAGAAGUGUAGCCACAAGGAGAGAUGACAGGAACACAAGUGUUGGUGAAAGAAAGUUCGAUCCUGGAACUGCCCGGAUUAUGGCCGCUGCAAUAAGGAACCUGAAGCCAUCGUCUUAAUCUACUGUGACCAAGUAUUGUUACAUAAUUUUUUCAUUAAUAGAACUACAAGAAAAAAAAAAGAUAACUAAAACCACACCUUUUCUUUGAAACGCCCUUAGAUACUACAGAUUCUGAUUGCUCUAUGUAGCUUUGGUUUGGUCUUUGAUUAGUAUUUUAAUAGGAUUGAGGUGGAGUGAUGAAUUGUGGUUAUUGAAUCUGUUUCGAGGCUGUAGUUCUUUGAUGUUGUUGUAUUUUCAAAAUAAUGUUUAUUAUCCCAAUCUUGGCUGUUAUUUGUU
This is a messenger RNA of Raphanus sativus (radish), 1372 nucleotides long. RefSeq lists its product as uncharacterized. Lineage: Eukaryota; Viridiplantae; Streptophyta; Magnoliopsida; Brassicales; Brassicaceae. The transcript is spliced from 7 exons. Gene Ontology annotation, molecular function: transcription coactivator activity. Gene Ontology annotation, cellular component: nucleus. The record is from RefSeq and is a predicted model, not a curated record. The coding region runs from base 123 to 1094 and encodes 323 amino acids. Gene Ontology annotation, biological process: positive regulation of DNA-templated transcription.